UCUUUUUCAUCUUUGUUAACCAUCAAAGCAAAUGUUAUCGGCAUUUUAUACAAGUUCUAAUGAGAUGGUCAGCAAAUGGGAGAAAUUGGUUACAUCGAAAGGGUCUUGUGAACUGGAGGUAUGGCCAGAACUCCAAAAUUUAACUAGAGAUGUCAUCUCUAGGGCAGCAUUUGGUAGCUCUUACGAAGAAGGUAUAAGGAUAUUCAAAUUACAGGAUGAGCAAGCCAAGCUCCUCAUGCAGUCUUUGCAGACUGCAUUCAUCCCUGGUUUUAGGUACCUACCAACGAAAAGCAACAAAAGAAUGAAAGAAAUUAACAGGGAAUCGCGAGACCUUUUAAUGGGUAUCAUCAGCAAAAGACAAAAUGCAAUGAAGGUUGGAAAAGCCAAUAGUGAUGACUUGCUAGGCUUGUUACUUGAAUCCAACAAUAAAGAAAUUCAAGAAAAUAAUGACAUGAAGAAUGUAGGGAUGACCAUCGAAGAAGUCAUCAAAGAGUGUAAGCUAUUCUACUUUGCAGGCCAAGAAACCACAUUAGUUCUCCUUGUUUGGACAAUGAUUGUCUUAAGCAUGCAUCCGGAAUGGCAAGCGCGUGCAAGGGAAGAAGUCUUACAAGUCUUUGGGAAAAACAAACCAAAUUUUGAUGGACUAAGUCACCUCAAAAUUGUUACCAUGAUUUUGUAUGAGGUUCUUGGAUUAUAUCCACCAGCGUUAUUUAUUAGUCGGUGUACAUACAAGAACACAAAACUAGGAGAAGUAACUUUGCCCCCUGGAAUUCAGUUAAUGUUACCUAUAGUCCUAGUUCACCAUGAUCAUGAAGUAUGGGGUGAAGAUGUAGAAGAAUUCAAACCAGAGAGAUUUGCAGAAGGGAUCUCAAAGGCCACAAAGAAUAAAGUCUCAUUUUUCCCAUUUGGUUGGGGCCCUCGAAUAUGCAUUGGGCAGAACUUCGCAAUAAUAGAAGCAAAUAUGGCUUUAGCAAUGAUUCUACAACGAUUUUCUUUUGCACUUGCUCCAUCAUAUGCACAUGCUCCUACUGUUGAAUUAACUCUUCAUCCACAAUAUGGUGCCCAAGUCAUUUUACAUAAAUUGUAGAAUUACCUUUAUAAUCAUCAUUUCAUGAUGAUGAUCUAUCAUUAGAAACUUUCG
Molecule: messenger RNA, 1141 nt
Organism: Macadamia integrifolia
Lineage: Eukaryota; Viridiplantae; Streptophyta; Magnoliopsida; Proteales; Proteaceae
Product: cytochrome P450 72A397-like
Molecular function (GO): heme binding; iron ion binding; monooxygenase activity
Source: RefSeq, a predicted model, not a curated record